UACAUAUAUAUAGUAGUGAGGUUGAAAAGGUGCUACUUUGUGUGUUGCAUCAUAUUGUGUUAAGUACGAGACAUUAAUAAUAAUAAUAAUGGAGAACUACUCAUCUCUGGAGAGAGAUCUAAGUGACAUGAAGGCUUAUUUUGGGACCGGAAAAACAAAGGAAGCAUCAUGGAGACAAUCUCAGCUUAAGGCUUUGCAUAAAUUCCUCCUUGAAAAUGAGGAUCAAAUCUUCAAGGCCCUCAACCAGGAUCUGGGCAAGCCUCAAGUUGAAGCUUUUAGAGAUGAGGUGGGAACUUUGAUUAAGACCUUAAAUUUCGUGACCAAGUCUUUGAAACAAUGGAUGGCUGGCAAAGAGGCUAAACUGCCACGAAUAGCAGUGCUUUCGAGUGCAGAAAUAGUUGCUGAGCCUCUUGGCUUAGUUCUCAUAUUCUCGUCAUGGAAUUUUCCCUUGGGACUAUCAUUGGAGCCACUAAUAGGAGCAGUAGCUGCUGGAAACAGUGUAGUUCUGAAGCCAUCAGAGAUGUCACCUGCUUGUUCUUCUCUUCUGGCCAAUGUUCUUCCUUCUUACUUGGAUUCCAAUGCCAUCAAGAUCAUCCAAGGUGGACCAACUCUUGGGGAGCUACUCUUAAAGCAAAGAUGGGACAAGAUCUUCUUCACAGGAAGUGCAAGGGUGGGAAGGAUUGUUAUGAGUGCAGCAGCAGAGCAUCUGACACCUGUGAGUUUGGAGUUAGGAGGAAAGUGUCCAGCAUUGCUUGAUUCUCUUGCAACAACUUGGGAUAGAGAGGUGGCUGUGCAACGAAUUUUGGUGGCCAAAUAUGGAGCUUGUGCAGGACAAGCAUGCAUAACAAUCGAUUAUAUCCUUGUAGAAAAGGCUUUCAUUUCUACAUUGAUGCCAUUACUGAAGGAUGGGAUUAAGAAAAUGUUUGGAGAAAAUCCAAGAGAGUCCAAGAGCAUUGCAAGGAUAGUUAAUAAACAACAUUUCUUGAGACUCAAGUCUCUCAUCAACAGUGAUCCUAAGGUCAAAGAAUCGGUGGUUCUUGGUGGUUCAUUUGACGAAGAUAACUUAUUUAUUGAACCAACUAUAUUGGUGGAUCCGCCUCUUGAAUCGGCAAUCAUGACGGAUGAAAUCUUUGGCCCACUUCUUCCAAUUAUCACCGUGGAGAAGAUUGAAGAUAGUGUUAAAUUCAUAAACUCAAGGGCAAAACCUCUAGCAAUCUAUGCCUUUACCAAAAACAAAUCUCUACAAAAAAGGAUGGUAGCUGAGACAUCAUCUGGAAGCCUUGUAUUCAAUGAUGCAAUUGUACAAUAUAUAGCUGAUACCCUGCCAUUUGGAGGAGUUGGUGAGAGUGGAUUUGGAAAGUACCAUGGCAAGUUCUCCUUUGACAUUUUCAGUCACCACAAGGCAGUCGCAAGAAGAAGUUACUAUACAGAUUUUUGGUACAGGUUUCCUCCAUGGACUCUUAAAAAGCUUCAACUCCUUGAGGUCUCUUACAAUUUGGACUAUAUUGGAAUCCUCCUUGUCUUGCUGGGUUUAAGGAGAUCAAACCGGAAAUUCAUUAAUUAAUUCACUAAUCCAGAUUAAUUAAGGUGUAUGUGUUUAUUAUUGGUUCUCUAUGUCUUGUUUCUUUAAUAAUUAAUUGGCUUUAUUGUGGAAACUAUUGGAAUAAGGAUAGAUAAUGGAAUAUGUGCAGGUGUAUGCUAUGUGUUUGGGGGAUAAUAAACCAUUUAAUUUCGUGAUCAAUUUUCAAUAUGUGAUGUGAUGCCAACUACAUAUUAUUUUUGU
This is a messenger RNA of Arachis stenosperma, 1783 nucleotides long. RefSeq names its product aldehyde dehydrogenase family 3 member F1-like. The record is from RefSeq and is a predicted model, not a curated record. The coding region runs from base 89 to 1564 and encodes 491 amino acids. Gene Ontology annotation, cellular component: cytoplasm. The transcript has 10 exons. NCBI's taxonomy places the organism in Eukaryota, Viridiplantae, Streptophyta, Magnoliopsida, Fabales, Fabaceae. Gene Ontology annotation, molecular function: aldehyde dehydrogenase (NAD+) activity. Gene Ontology annotation, biological process: aldehyde metabolic process.